Molecule: messenger RNA, 838 nt
Organism: Leptosomus discolor (cuckoo roller)
Lineage: Eukaryota; Metazoa; Chordata; Aves; Leptosomiformes; Leptosomidae
Source: RefSeq, a predicted model, not a curated record
GCUGUUCUCAACUUUUAUUUCUGUCUUGCAGAAUGGGGAUGUAUGUAUUUCAAUUCUUCAUCCACCUGUAGAUGACCCACAAAGUGGAGAGCUGCCAUCUGAGAGGUGGAACCCUACCCAAAAUGUCAGGACUAUCUUACUGAGUGUAAUCUCUUUGCUGAAUGAGCCCAACACAUUCUCUCCUGCCAACGUGGAUGCAUCAGUCAUGUUCAGGAAAUGGAGGGACAGUAAAGGGAAAGACAAGGAGUACGCUGAAAUCAUAAGGAAGCAGGUGUUGGCUACCAAAGCCGAGGCAGAGAAGGAUGGCGUGAAGGUCCCCACUACGCUGGCAGAGUACUGCAUCAAAACUAAAGUGCCUUCCAAUGACAACAGUUCAGAUUUGCUUUACGACGACUUGUACGAUGACGACAUUGAUGAUGAAGAUGAGGAGGAGGAGGAUGCCGACUGUUACGAUGAUGAUGAUUCUGGCAACGAGGAGUCGUGACCUGCUCCCUCUAUGCCCCUGUACUGCCCUGCCGACUCAGGCCAGAAGGGAGCAGCGGUAACCUAGCAGCAGUCCAGCAAAAAAGUGUGUGGGGGGGGAUCAAAAAAAAAACUUUUUGUCUCCUGCUGUCUCCUGUUGUAUGGAUCUGUUUGCUCCUUUUUUAUGGACCUCUUAGAGACCCUCCACAGAAUGUCUGAAUUCUUGCAUUCUUAACCCUUUCAUCACUGUAUUAUGAUUUCUUUUUGAAAAAAGAAACCCCUUUUCACUUCUCUACGAAACGCUCACAGCGAAACAGGUUUGCUCGCGUUUAGAUUCUUGAAUUAAAUACAGUCUUGCAUUGAGAUGUUUAAUGUA